Molecule: messenger RNA, 1929 nt
Organism: Leptomonas pyrrhocoris
Lineage: Eukaryota; Euglenozoa; Kinetoplastea; Trypanosomatida; Trypanosomatidae
Exons: 1
Coding region: 1-1929 (642 amino acids)
Source: RefSeq, a predicted model, not a curated record
AUGGGUCUCGCCUCCAGCACGCGGGCCCUUGCCACGUGUACUACGAAACCUUACAGCACCAUCUUCGAUGAUCUGCAGUUGGCCCGUCAGGAUCGCGAAGCCAGCGAUACCCUCUCCUCCAGAUUGUGGCGCCUCACCCACGGAAACUCCGAAGAGUUCGCUCUCUACGACAAUGCGCUCGACUUCCUGUCCUUGCAGGCGGAGAUGGGAGCGUGGGUGCGUGCAAACCGCACCGUGGGCAUGAAUCCGUCAGCUUACGAGGCUGUCGUGCGUGGUGCCGCCGCCGUUCUCGGUCUCAAAGCGAGUCUUUUGGAGAAACCGCUUGUCGAGAUCCCUGCACGUCUUGCGUCGCUGUCGGAUGUUGGGCAGGUAAACUGGACGCUGAGUCUUACGCAAUGCAGCAACGACAGCAGCUGCAUCCAGCAGGUUACGCAAGACGCGUAUCGGCUUCACGCCAACGCCUCACUACGAGCGGCACCCCAUAUGAUCGUCUCCAACGCCACCUUCACCCGGGCGCGCAAGUACUACGCGCAGGCGCUGUUUCCAGGCUCGAUUGUGCGGUCAUUCCAGCUCGACCCGGCGACGACACGUUACAGUUUCGAUCGCAACUUGCGGGGGCUGCUGCGCGCGGUUCAGCAAAUGUGGGACGGUGUGACACGCGAAGCAGAAGCAGAGUCAAAAGAAUCAGAAAGAAGGGGGGAGGGGGACAGCAGCAGGGCGAGUUCUAUCCCGGGUCCUUACUUGCCUUUUCUGCGAGAAACCGACAUCACAGGCCCUGAGCGACCGGAGACGAAGCAUCUCACCUUCACGGACCCCGCCUAUCCCCGCCACUUGCGGCACUCGGGGGUGAGUUUGCAGCCGCUGCAGCGGAUUCUGCCGACGGCAGUGCUCUACCAAACCAGUGCGGAUUGCACGAGCUGCGGCCUCUUCGACCGCGCCUUUGAUAUUCUGCCGGCAGUGUACAAGCGCCUGUGUAACCACAACGACGGGAGCAUCGUCAGCUGCAGCCCCAUCACUCUUUUCAUCCGCACGACGCACGUGCGGUCGUUUCAGAUGCUGCCCUCCAUGGAGCUGUACGCCCGCCUGGCCUACUCGCGGAGGGCCGUGCUGCGUUUGGCGGACCUCAGCCUGCGGCAGGAUCAGAAGAAAAACCUGCACGACACUGAGGAUGGCGAUGACACUCCGAGCGUUGGCGGGAGCGCCUUCUACAGCGUUGAGAUGAAGUACGGAAAGUGGAGUGCCGGCAUUGAGGAUGAGGUGCUUCCGCGGACGCAGUUUAAGCCAGAGUUUGUUCCGCUUCGUCUGCAGGCGAAUGUGGCCACCGUGGAGGAGGCAGUGGUGAGCUUCAUUACCGAGCUGGUGGGCAAGGGAGUCAUUCAGUUCAUCUUUUUGGACGCGGAGGAAGUCUCGCAGAUCACGGCGGAGAAUGAGCGGGUGAAGAAGAUGCUGCGCGAACAGCAAGAGAAGCAGCAAGAAGAUGGUGUGAAUGGCACACGCGAAGAGCGAGACAAGGAGGCGAUAUCCAAAAACUCAUCAUCGUCUGACGCCACCGCCCCGCCGUCGCCCAACCCAGAGGACCACCCGCGAUAUCGCAAGCUGGUUAGCUUUGGAGACCUCGCCGCAAAACUUGUCGCCGCGCACACACGUGCCGUUUUUGGUGAUGUUGGUCUCGUGCAGGCAAACCCCACACAUCGCCGUGGCAGCUGGCGUCGUGGUGGUGGCAGUCUUAGCAACGCGGGUGGUGCCGCGGAGUUGUCCGCGCCUGCGCCGCCGCCGUGGUGGGCGUCGUCGUGGAUGGUGCGCGUGCUCCGCGCUGUGUGGGACCUCCUCUUUUCCGGCAUUGAGCGUCCCCUGUACCUGACGGUGUUUGCCCUGCUGUGUCUGUAUCAGCGGUGGUGGAACCGCUGGCAUCAGGUGUCUUACUGGUGA